ACACAGACCUGCAGAGCGGACUCUGGUGAGGUGCCUCCUUCAGGCACCACCUCUCUAGAGCCCUCUUCCUUUUAAGAGAGCCUGACAGUCUUUAUCAGCCAUUGCCUUCUGCCACCAGGAAGCCAGCUGGAGGAGCCGGAGGAAGAGAUGGCCAUGGAGGACAGCCCCAGGAUGGUAAAACUAGACCGGGGUGAGAACCAGCUUCCUUCGAGUCGGGGAAGAAGGUGUGGCCCCAGAGUGCUUGGCUAUGUCACUGGUGACAUGAAAGAAUUUGCAGGCUGGUUAAAAGACAAACCUGUGGUGCUGCAGUUCAUCGACUGGAUUCUUCGAGGCAUAUCCCAAGUGGUGUUCGUCAGCAACCCCCUCAGUGGAAUCCUGAUUGUGGUGGGACUUCUGGUCCAGAAUCCCUGGUGGGCUCUCAAUGGCUGUGUGGCAACAGUGGUCUCUACUCUGACAGCUCUCUUGCUCAGCCAGGACAGGUCAGCAAUUGCAGCUGGACUCCAUGGCUACAAUGCCACUCUGGUGGGAAUACUCAUGGCUGUCUUCUCAGACAAGGGGGACUAUUUCUGGUGGCUGCUGUUCCCUGUGUCUGCUAUGUCCAUGACUUGCCCGAUUUUCUCAAGUGCGUUGAGCUCCGUGCUGGGCAAGUGGGACCUCCCCGUCUUCACUCUCCCUUUCAACAUGGCCUUGUCCAUGUACCUUUCAGCCACUGGACAUUACAAUAACUUCUUCCCAAGUAAACUGUUCACACCAGUGACCUCCGUUCCAAAUAUCACCUGGCCUGACCUCAACGCCCUGGAGCUACUGAAGUCCUUACCAGUGGGGGUCGGUCAGAUAUACGGCUGUGAUAACCCAUGGACAGGGGGCAUUUUCCUGUGUGCCAUCCUGCUUUCUUCCCCGCUCAUGUGCCUGCACGCGGCCAUUGGAUCGUUGCUGGGAGUAGCAGCGGGACUCAGUCUUGCAGCUCCAUUUAAGGACAUCUACGUAGGACUCUGGGGUUUCAACAGUUCUCUGGCCUGCAUUGCUAUUGGAGGAAUGUUUGUAGCGCUCACCUGGCAGGCCCACCUCUUGGCUCUGGCCUGUGCCCUGUUCACAGCCUACCUCGGAGCCUCCAUGGCACACCUAAUGGCUGUGGUCCGAUUGCCAUCUUGUACUUGGCCCUUCUGCCUUGCUACACUACUGUUCCUCUUGUUGACCACAAAAAACUCCAACAUCUACAGGAUGCCCCUCAGUAAAGUCACUUACCCCGAAGAGAACCGCAUCUUCUACCUACAGAACAAGAGAAGGAUGGCCGAAAGCCCUCUGUGAAAGCAACCCCACCCACAGCCAUGGUCAUUAGUCAUUUCUCACUGCAGCUCCAGUCUACUUCCAGUGACCCAACAACUGUUGCUUGUUACAGGGAACAACUGUCAGACAAAUUGCCAGCAAUCUGUUCUAUUGUUCACUAUGUAUUUUUUUUCUUACUCCAGAAAUAUCUUCAAACAUAUGAGAGCCACAUCCAGAUGAUAUUCCCUCUGGCAUGGAAUUUUAAACUUCAAUGAAGGGUACCACUGAGGUGGUAAUGUAUUUAUGAGUCAAAGUGCUCCAAAGAAAGGAAAAAUGAACAUGGAAGAAUUAUUGACAUAUAUUGUUACUUUAAAUGCUUACUUGGCAGUGUUAAAUAUUUAGUUCUGGGUCAGUUGUGGUGGCGCACACCUUUAAUCCCAGCACUCGGAAGGCAGAGGUAGGAGGAUCGCUGUGAAUCUGAGGCCACCCUGAGUCUCCAUAGUGAAUUCCAGGUCAGCCUGGGCUAGAGUGAGAGAGUGAGACCCUACCUCCAAAAACAAAAACAAAAAAAAUAAGUUCUGUAAACCAACUAAGCCUUAUGCAAUUCACAGUCACAAAAAUCAGGCCAGAAUAAGCAGUUUGGCCUUUUAGAAUCAAUGCAGGUUAUACAUGGCAACUGUGCCAAACAUUAUAAUGGGACAGGCUGCUCACAGGGCUGGCCCCAGCUCUCCAGUAGGGAGAGAGAGAGAGAGAGAGAGAGAGAGAGAGAGAGAGAGAGAGAGAGAGAUUCUCUUAGAGGAGAUAGGUUUUCUCAAGCUGAUACAGCAUCAGGAGAGAGAGAGAGAGAAAGAGAAAGAGAGAGAGAGAGAGUGUGUGUGUGUGUGUGUGUGUGUGUGAUUCUCUUAGGGGAGACAGGUUUUCUCAAGCUGAUAGAGCGUCGGGAUUGUGUUGGUCAAAACUUUGGAAAUUAUAAAUGUUAGCAAGAGCUUAUUUUUUCCUUAUGAGAAAAGAUUCAAUGAUUUCAUAGCUAACCUGUUCCUAAACAGUAAGGAAAGUUUAUAUGUGCAUGAAAUACUUGGCAUAGUUAUUUUUGCUUUAAUUCUAAUUAUAUUUUCAUUUUAUUUUUAAAUUUUAACUUAUUAUUAUUUGGAGACAGGGUCUUGCUAUAUAGCCCAUGCUGGUCUAGAAGUCACCAUCCUCCUGCCUCAGCUUCCCAAGUAAUAGGAUUAUGUUGAUUUUUUUUAAAGUCAUAAAUACAGAGAAACUUCAUCAGCCUUAAGAGCCCUUUAAAGCCACAUGUUUAAAUAAAUCUGAUGGCAUCUUAUAAACACAAGAAGUUAAAGUCACAUUGCUUAUAGUUGUCUUUUCAACCAGUUGUUGAACUUCUUUAAAAAAAUUUUUUUCACACUAACAAUAUUCUCUGUCAAAAAUCAAUGGAAUUUGAACCACUAGAAAGCCAUACAGAUAAGGAAAUCUUCAGUAUUCUAUUUUCUUAUUGAAAAUUUGUGAUUUCUGAGCUGGAGAGAUAGUUUAGUAGCAAAGGCACUUGCCUGCAAAGCCAAAGGACCCAGGUUCAGUUCCCCAGCACCCACAUAAGCCAGAUGUACAAGGUGGCACGUGCAUCUGGAGUUCAUUUGCAGCGGCUAGAGGCCCUGGUGUGCCAUUCUCUUCCCUCCCUUCCCCGCCUCUUUCUCUCUCUCACUCUCUCAAAAUAAUAAAUAAAAAAAAUUUUUUAAAGUGAGUUCUAUGAAAAAUCUAAGACCAAACAUGCUGAGAAGAGUAGAAUGUUCCACUUAUAACUGGCAACCUCAGUCCCUUUCAGCUCAGUAUUUUGAAGAUUGGAAAAGUAAAAAUUUUAAACCCCAUAGAUUUUUUUUUCUUGUAGCCCAUGCUUAUAAUCCUAUUACUCAAGAGACUGAAGUCAGAAGACCACAAGUUCAAGGCCAACAUGGGCUACCUAGUAAGGCCUUGUCAAAAACAAAGGA
This is a messenger RNA of Jaculus jaculus (lesser Egyptian jerboa), 3251 nucleotides long. It is a transcript of the gene Slc14a1, whose product is annotated as solute carrier family 14 member 1 (Kidd blood group). The record is from RefSeq and is a predicted model, not a curated record. The transcript has 9 exons. Gene Ontology annotation, cellular component: membrane. Gene Ontology annotation, molecular function: urea transmembrane transporter activity. The coding region runs from base 148 to 1308 and encodes 386 amino acids. Lineage: Eukaryota; Metazoa; Chordata; Mammalia; Rodentia; Dipodidae. Gene Ontology annotation, biological process: urea transmembrane transport.